UAGAAGAGGGAGAGAGAUAUAGAGAUUAGUAGCAGUAGCAUACAUGAUCCGAAAACGAGAGGUUAGAAUUGAACAACGAAGGCAGUAAUGGCAGUCCUCUCCUCCCUCCAAACAAACCCUCACUCCUCCCACACCUACACCACCAUCUGCAAACCCACCCCACCCUCUCUCCUCCUCCUCCGCCACCUCUACGCCGCCCGCCGCACCCGCCGCAAGCCCCAUGGCCUCCUCGUCCGAUCUUACAUGGAGGACUCCAACACCCUCUCCGGCUUCGCCAACAAGGUCCUCGGCUCCCUCCCCGUCAUCGGCCUCUUCGCCCGUAUCAUCAGCGAUGAAGGCGGCAUAGGCGGCGACAUCAUCGACUUCGCUGAGUUCCGCCGCAGAGUCGGAAACAAGUGCUCCGUCAAUGACUCCCGAGCCCUCUUCGAGCUCCAAGAUCGACGAGGCAAGGCUGGGGAUCCUCUGUAUGUGCUUCUCUGCUGUUGGCUAGCUGCAGUUGGAGCUGGUCUGCUUAAAUCUGAGGAGAUAUUGGAAGGAGUGGCCAGGCUUCGGAUUUCGAAUGAUAUCGAAUUCGAAGAAGAAAAUUUCAUUGCCAUGAUCAAAGAAUCAAGAGAGAAAAGAGCGCGGCUCAAUGCUCCCGUGCCCAAUAUCCCAAUGGCUGUUCGGGCGGAGAAAGCUCUUGAAGCCAUAUAUGUGUGUUGUUUUGGGAGAGAUCCUAUAGAGGAAGAAGAUGAGGAAUUGCUAUGUACCAUAUUGAAUGCUGUGUUUCCGGCUGCCGGAAAGGAAGAGGUUGAGAGGAUUGUGAGAGAGAAAGCACAGAGAAUCGCAGAUGGAACCGAUGAAAUCAAAGUCCCUGAGCCCAAGCCCUUGCCCAAAGAAGCUGUGGAGCUGCAAAUGAAAGAUCUUGAGUUUCUCAAGAAAGGAACCGAUACAUCGUAAACACAUCUUUUCUCUCUUCAUCUUCAACCAAAAACCAUGAAAUUUACUAGCAUCUUUCACACACUAUGUUUUGGGUAUAGAGCCACAUUUUGAGUA
Molecule: messenger RNA, 1035 nt
Organism: Salvia hispanica
Lineage: Eukaryota; Viridiplantae; Streptophyta; Magnoliopsida; Lamiales; Lamiaceae
Gene: PDE329
Product: calcium homeostasis regulator
Biological process (GO): photosystem I assembly
Source: RefSeq, a predicted model, not a curated record